CCGCCAAGGCACAUAAGGACCAGUCGUCCAUCGAUGCCAGAAAGCGCUCCCAGAGCCCCAAAGAAAUAGACAGAGAGAUGACAAGCACCAGUGCUCUCACCUCUCAUCUACAGCUCUACAACCACAGCUUCAGAUGCCUCAAUUCGAACAGAAGCCAACGCUCUUCUCUGCCACUCAACCGAAGAAGAGCGAACUUGGGUGUCUCACACAGAAGGGACUACAGCAAAUUCAGUAGGCUUGUCUGCUUUGCUGUUGACGAUGGUGUUACAGAGAAGCAACAACAACUGAUUAGUGGUGGUGUUGGCUCAGCUAUCGAAGAUAGGCCAGAUGUGGCUGAUGGUUCAAGGGCAGAUAUGUUGCAAAAUUAUGAUGCAGAGAACAAAGAUAGUGCUAUUUAUAAUUUUCUUUAUCCCAAUAAAGAGCUCCUCCCUGAGGAUAAAGAAAUGAGUAUAUAUGAUCAUCUUGAGGAGCUACGGCAGAGAAUCUUUGUGUCAGUUUUGGCGGUUGGAGCUGCCAUCAUGGGAUGCUUUGCAUUUUCAAAGGAACUGAUAUUUGUUCUUGAAGCUCCUGUUAAAGAACAGGGUGUUCGGUUUCUGCAAUUAGCCCCUGGCGAGUUUUUCUUUACAACUUUGAAGGUAUCAGGAUACUGCGGCCUUCUUGUAGGAAGCCCUAUAAUUCUAUAUGAGAUAAUAGCCUUUGUUCUUCCUGGUUUAACGAGGGCAGAGAGAAGAUUCCUGGGUCCAAUAGUGUUAGGCUCUUCAAUACUUUUCUAUGCCGGGAUUAUCUUCUCCUACUUGGUUCUCACUCCAGCAGCCUUGAAUUUCUUUGUUAGUUAUGCAGAAGGGGCUGUGGAAUCAUUAUGGUCCAUUGAUCAAUACUUUGAGUUUGUUCUAGUGCUCAUGUUUAGCACUGGACUGUCUUUCCAGGUUCCAGUUAUACAAAUUUUAUUGGGACAAGUUGGUUUAGUGUCCGGAGACCAGAUGCUGUCAAUUUGGAGAUAUGUUGUGGUUGGUGCCGUGGUUGCAGCUGCCGUACUCACGCCUUCCACUGACCCUCUUACCCAGGUGCUCCUGGCAGGCCCCCUCUUGGGUCUCUACUUGGGUGGUGCCUGGAUGGUAAAGCUCACAGGGCGGUGAUUGAUUUUCUGAUGUGUCAAUACCUGGGAUAUGUUUUCUAUGGCGUAUGCAUCUGAAGUUCUGAGCACGUGCAGUUCCCAUAGCUCGGGAAAAAGAGACAAGAUACAGAAUGCCUCCAAUGUAUCAUAAAAUUUAUGAAGACAGCAAAGCAAACGAAAUUAUUCAUACUGGUUUUGCAUUUUGUAGAAGUGCUGUAUUGUUUUAUGUAUGAUUAGAAUACAACGUUUACACUUUUUGAAUUGGUGGUUAAACUUGUGAACACAA
Cornus florida is the source of this 1400-nucleotide messenger RNA. RefSeq names its product sec-independent protein translocase protein TATC, chloroplastic. NCBI's taxonomy places the organism in Eukaryota, Viridiplantae, Streptophyta, Magnoliopsida, Cornales, Cornaceae. Gene Ontology annotation, molecular function: proton motive force dependent protein transmembrane transporter activity. Gene Ontology annotation, cellular component: membrane; TAT protein transport complex. The transcript is spliced from 4 exons. Gene Ontology annotation, biological process: protein transport by the Tat complex; intracellular protein transmembrane transport. The coding region runs from base 78 to 1136 and encodes 352 amino acids. The record is from RefSeq and is a predicted model, not a curated record.